Penicillium canariense is the source of this 1218-nucleotide messenger RNA. Its product is annotated as serine/threonine-protein kinase. The transcript is spliced from 4 exons. Gene Ontology annotation, biological process: protein phosphorylation; cellular response to oxidative stress. The record is from RefSeq and is a predicted model, not a curated record. Gene Ontology annotation, molecular function: ATP binding; calcium/calmodulin-dependent protein kinase activity. NCBI's taxonomy places the organism in Eukaryota, Fungi, Ascomycota, Eurotiomycetes, Eurotiales, Aspergillaceae. The coding region runs from base 1 to 1218 and encodes 405 amino acids.
AUGUUGAACAAGCUGUCUGGACAGCCAGAGAGCUAUGAGAAAAAGUCACUCUACAAGUUCGGACGUACUCUUGGUGCAGGCACAUACGGUAUUGUCCGCGAGGCGGAAACCAACGAUGGCAAGAAGGUUGCAGUCAAGAUCAUUCUGAAGAAAAAUGUCCGCGGGAAUGAGGGCAUGGUUUACGAUGAGCUGGAGAUGCUUCAGAAGCUCACACACCCUCACAUCGUCUCCUUUGUGGACUGGUUCGAGUCAAAGGACAAAUUCUACAUCGUCACACAACUAGCCGUGGGCGGCGAGCUGUUUGAUCGAAUUUGCGAUUACGGAAAGUUCACUGAAAAGGAUGCCUCGCAAACUAUUCGCCAGGUGCUUGAUGCCGUCAACUACCUGCAUAAGCGCAACAUCGUCCACCGCGACUUGAAACCGGAGAACCUGCUUUACCUCACACGCGCAGCCGAUUCAGAGCUCGUGCUUGCCGACUUUGGUAUCGCGAAGAUGCUGGACAACCCGGCCGAAGUUCUCACUAGUAUGGCGGGAUCCUUCGGCUAUGCGGCUCCCGAGGUCAUGCUGAAGCAGGGCCAUGGAAAGGCCGUUGACAUGUGGUCGCUGGGCGUCAUCACCUACACUCUCCUCUGUGGAUACUCCCCCUUCCGUUCCGAGAACUUGACCGAUCUGAUUGAAGAGUGCCGCGCCGGCCGCAUCAUCUUCCACGAGCGAUAUUGGAAGGAUGUCUCGCAGGACGCGAAAGACUUUAUCCUCACCCUUCUUCAACCAGACCCCAGCAAGCGUGUGACCUCCGAGGAGGCUCUGGAGCACAUGUGGCUGACCGGUGAAUCUGCCAGUGACCGUGACCUGCUGCCCGAGAUCCGUACCUACAUUGCGCGCGCCCGUCUUCGUCGCGGUAUUGAGAUCGUCAAGCUGGCCAACCGCAUCGAAGCCCUUAAGAUGCACGAAGAAGAUGAGGAGGACGAUAUCCCCAGCGCAGUUGACAUGGGCGCCGCCGGAGCUGCUGCGUCUGCUGCGUCUGCUUCUGCUGCAUCUGCUACGUCUGAUGAAAAUGGCGAUUCUCCCGCCCCCACCACCAAGAAGCGCAGUCUUAGCAAGAUUGCCCGUGGUGCUAUCUUCCGAGAGGUGGUCUUGGCUAAGGUCCGCGAGGUCAAGGAGAACGAGGAACGCGAGAAGGUUGAACGGGAGGCCCGUGAGAAGUCAUCGCAUCAUUAA